Molecule: messenger RNA, 1305 nt
Organism: Nanorana parkeri
Lineage: Eukaryota; Metazoa; Chordata; Amphibia; Anura; Dicroglossidae
Product: aspartate aminotransferase, cytoplasmic-like
Exons: 10
Coding region: 1-1305 (434 amino acids)
Biological process (GO): L-aspartate biosynthetic process
Cellular component (GO): cytosol
Molecular function (GO): L-aspartate:2-oxoglutarate transaminase activity; pyridoxal phosphate binding
Source: RefSeq, a predicted model, not a curated record
AUGACAAGUCUUUCUGUGUUUAUUGAUGUUCCCAAAGCAUCCAAGCUAAAAGAUGAACAACAAGAAGAGGCUUUCCUGCAGGACGGAGACGAGAGGAAGAUAUUUUUGGGGGAAAAAGUGUUUGUGUCUGAUGAUGGCCUGCCAUGGGUUCCUCUGGCAGUGAGGAGGGUGUACUUGCAGCAAUGCAAUGAUCCAACACGAAAUUACGAAUAUCUGCCAGUAGGUGGAAGUCCAGAGUUCCUCCGAGGAGUGACCGAACUGGCUUUGGGAAAGAACAGCAAGGCUAUCGUUGAAAAUAGGGCUGGUGGGAUACAAACACCGGGGAGCAGAGCAGCUUUUAGAGUUGGCGUUGAAUUCCUCCAUCAUUGGUACAGCAUGAACCACAAGAUAUCAGUCUGUAUCCCUCACCCCGACUGUGAUCAUUACAGUGAAACAUUGGAAGUUGCAGGUUCAACAAACAUAUAUCCUUAUCGGGUAUGGGACCGCAAUAAAGAAAUCCCGGCAUUAUGUGAGAUACUGGAAGAUCUGGAGACCUCUCCUGAUCAUUCCAUUGUUGUACUUCCAAUAUCCUGUACUCCGACUGGGAUACAACUUAACAAGAGAGAAUGGAAACAAAUAGCAGCUUUACUGAAGACAAAGAACAUGUUCCCAUUUUUCCACCUGAAAGAUCAAGGCCUCUCCUCCGGAGAUGUAGACGCCGAUGCGUGGCCUCUGCGGCACUUUGUUUCAGAAGACUUUGAGCUGUUCUGCGCUCAGUCCUUUUCUGCUAGUUUUGGACUAUAUGGUGAAAGCGUUGGAAGCUUGCUCAUAGUCAUGAGAAGUAAUGGAGUUUUGAUUGGUGUUCGCUCCCAGAUGGUACGUCUUGUGCUUGGGAAAUGGUCAACGCCGGCAGCUACUGGAGCACGGGUGGUAGCCACAGUCCUUAAUAACCCAACCCUGCACCUUGAAUGGAAGGAGAGCCUUAAAAUGGCAGUGAAAUAUCUGAUGGUCAUCAGAGAGAAAAUGAGGGAGACGCUCAGACUCCUGGAGACUUUGAGAUCUUGGAACCAUAUCACCCAACAAUCUGGCCUGUUUGCCUACAUUGGAUUAACCCAGGACCAAGUGGAUUUUCUGGCUAAGAGAAAUCAUAUUUAUUUACCCGAAACUGGACAAAUAAACAUCUCGGACCUUAAUGCGGAUAACCUAAAUUAUGUCAUGCAGUGUAUAAGUGAUGUGACUCUGAAUGAUGUAAGGUAUGUAGUAGAUAAUAUACACUGCCUGGCCAAAAAAGUCACAGACUCUAAAAUGUCAUUGGACCAGCUUUAG